Labrus bergylta (ballan wrasse) is the source of this 2409-nucleotide messenger RNA. It is a transcript of the gene pls3, whose product is annotated as plastin 3 (T isoform). NCBI's taxonomy places the organism in Eukaryota, Metazoa, Chordata, Actinopteri, Labriformes, Labridae. Gene Ontology annotation, cellular component: cytoplasm; actin filament bundle; actin filament. Gene Ontology annotation, biological process: actin filament bundle assembly; actin filament network formation. The record is from RefSeq and is a predicted model, not a curated record. Gene Ontology annotation, molecular function: actin filament binding; calcium ion binding.
CCGAUAGGGCGGGGCCAACAUUCCAACUGCCGUCUACUUUUGUCUCUACGUGGAGGAGGCAGGACUGCACACUGGACGCUGUCUGGACUUUCAGGCGCACCGACAUCUCACAUUUCUCUGCGUGACCCACUCAGGUCAAUCACAGAAAAAUGUCUGGAAACAUAUCAAAAGAGGAUAUAGAGGAGAUGAGGGAGUCCUUUGGGAAAUUUGAUCUGGACGGCAAUGGAUUUAUUUGUGAUUAUGAACUCCACGAAGUCCUCAAAGAGUCCGGCCAUCCCCUCCCAAGAUACAUGGUUCGAGAGAUCGUUCAGAAACUGGAUCGCGACAAGGAUAACAGGAUCAGCUUUGAAGAGUUUUUGUCGAUUGUCAAGGAGUUAAAGGGUAGUGAAAUAGCAAAAACUUUCCGGAAGGCCAUCAACAAAAAGGAAGGCAUCCUGGCAAUUGGAGGGACUUCUGAGCUAUCCAGCGAAGGGACACAACACUCAUUCUCUGAGGAGGAGCGAUAUGCCUUUGUGAACUGGAUCAACACAGCUCUGGAAAAUGACCCUGACUGCCAACACGUCCUGCCCAUGGAUCCCAACACAGACUCUCUUUUCAAGUCUGUCAAAGAUGGUAUAGUCCUAUGCAAAAUGAUCAACCUGUCAGUUCCAGACACUAUUGAUGAGAGGACCAUCAAUAAGAAGAAAAGAACACUGUUUACAGAGCAGGAGAAUCUCAACCUGGCCCUCAACUCAGCGUCUGCUAUCGGCUGCCAUGUGGUGAACAUCGGUGCUUUAGACCUGAGUGAGGGGAAGCCCCAUCUGGUACUGGGCCUGCUGUGGCAGAUCAUCAAAAUUGGCCUGUUUGCUGACAUUGAGCUCAGCCGAAAUGAAGCACUGGCAGCCCUGUUAAGAGACGGGGAAACCCUGGAGGACCUGAUGAAGUUGUCUCCAGAAGAACUGCUGUUGCGCUGGGCAAACUAUCACCUGGAAAAUGCUGGCCAGCCUAAGAUAAACAACUUCAGCUCUGACAUCAAGGACUCCAGGGCCUAUUUCCACCUACUGAACCAAAUCUCUCCAAAAGGCACAGAUGAAGACAAGCCACGCAUAGACAUCAGCAUGGCAGGCCUCAGUGAGAAAGACGACGUGAAGAGGGCAGAGGCCAUGCUGCAGCAGGCUGACAGGCUUGGCUGUCGACAGUUUGUCACUCCAAAUGACGUCGUCAGCGGAAACCCCAAACUCAACCUUGCCUUUGUGGCCAAUCUUUUCAACAAAUAUCCAGCACUGACCAAACCUGAGAACGAGGACAUUGAUUGGGGACUGUUGGAAGGUGAGACACGUGAAGAAAGGACAUUCAGAAACUGGAUGAACUCACUGGGAGUGAACCCACAUGUCAAUCAUCUGUAUGGAGAUCUACAGGAUGCCAUGGUCAUCCUUCAACUCUAUGAGAAGAUUAAAGUCUGCGUCGACUGGAACAACAAAGUCAACAUGCCUCCUUACCCCAAACUGGGAACCUACAUGAAAAAGUUGGAGAAUUGUAACUAUGCAGUGGAACUGGGCCAUGAAGCUAAGUUCUCCCUUGUUGGCAUCGCUGGGGGCGACCUGAUUGAUGGCAACCCUACCCUGACCCUGGCUCUGGUGUGGCAGCUGAUGAGAAGAUAUACGUUGAAUGUGCUGGAAGACCUGGGUGAGGGACAGAAAGUAAACGAUGACAUCAUUGUAAAAUGGGUGAACAAAACAUUGGCGGAAGCUGGAAAAACAACAAAGAUUUCAAGCUUUAAGGACAAAGAGAUCAGCAGCAGCAUGGCAGUACUGGAACUGAUAGACGCCAUCCAGCCAAACUGCGUCGACUAUGAUCUGAUAAAAACCGGCAGUCUCAGUGAGGAAGACAAGCUAGAAAAUGCCAAAUAUGCCGUCUCUAUGGCGAGGAAAAUCGGAGCCCGUGUCUAUGCCCUCCCAGAAGAUCUUGUUGAGGUCAGAUGCAAAAUGGUGAUGACGGUGUUUGCCUGCUUGAUGGGUCGGGGAAUGAAGCGGUGUUAAGAGGCUGUCCGAGAUCAUAGUGACACUUUACCAACUACCCCCAAGCCAUUUUGAAAGAGCAAGAGCUCUCCCAACUGAAGAAAUGAAGAGACAAAGAUUUUUUUGUUGUUGUCAUAGCAUAAUGAUAUGAAGUACAAAAUCCGAAUUUGCAUGUAUCCUACCUCUUUUGAGGUGUUUACUGAAGUAUGUGCUUUCCUCUUAUUUAAAAAUGAGUCCAAAAUACUAAAAUGUCCAAAGAGAAGGCUUGUUACUUGUUACAUUCAAUAUGCCAACUUCCUGUUCAAUGUAUAAGAAAACCGUUUUAUAAAGCCAAUAUGCAUAUUUCCAGCUGCAAGGUUGUUUACAUAUUUUUACUCUGACUGAUAAGUAAAUACUAUCCAUGAAUUAGAAA